AUGAAAGUCCAUUAUAUUAAUAUAUUAUUGUUUGCUCUACCAUUAAACAUAUUGGUAAUUAAUCAAAGGAACCAUAACAACAGCACAUAUCAUACAUCAAAUACAAAACUAACAAAAACACAUAGAACAUUAUGCGAAUGCGAAUUAUACGCACCAUCUAACUAUGAAAAUGACCCCGAAAUGAAAGAACUAAUGGAAAAUUUUAAUCAUCAAUCGUCUGAACGAUUUCGAGAAUAUGACGAAAGGAUUCAGGAUAAACGAAAACAAUUUAAAGAACAAUGUGAAAAGGAUAUACAAAAAAUUAUUUUAAAAGAUAAAAUCGAAAAGGAAUUAACAGAAAAGUUGUCAACAUUACAAACAGAUAUAUCUACCAAUGAUAUACCCACUUGCGUUUGCGAAAAAUCUUUAGCAGACAAAAUGGAAAAAACUUGUUUAAAAUGUGGAGGUGUAUUAGGUACUGCAGUUCCAGAAUUGGGAUUAAUAGGUGGAAGUGUUAUAUAUUCUGCCGCACAAGCGGCUGCCGCUAAAUUAGGUGUUGCCAAAGCGAUAGAACUAAUGAAAAAAAUAUAUAACUUGGGUAAUGUAUCCUUUAUUGAUUGGACUAACUUGAUAAAUGUAGGAAAUUAUAGUCAUAGAAUGUCUCUUGUUGGUAUUGUUAACAAAGUAAAUAAUAUGUGUCAAAUAAAAGAUCCUGAAGGGAAUGUUGUUUUUUGCUUUGCGAAACAAAAUAUGAGAGGUGGGGCAGGUAAAUUUGCACAAACUAUUUCUGAACAGGCAGGGAAUGCUGCAAUUAAAGCUGGCGAAACUGCAAAUGUUAAAUUUGCAGAGAUGACAAGUGUUGGUACUAUUUUUUCUGAUCCUAUUGUAAUUUCUGCUACAGUAGUAGUGACUAUAGCUGUUAUACUUAUAAUUAUUUAUUUAAUUUUACGUUAUAGACGAAAAAAAAAAAUGAAGAAAAAACUCCAAUAUAUCAAAUUAUUAGAAGAAUAA
This is a messenger RNA of Plasmodium falciparum 3D7, 990 nucleotides long. Its product is annotated as rifin. Lineage: Eukaryota; Apicomplexa; Aconoidasida; Haemosporida; Plasmodiidae. Bases 1 to 990 code for a protein of 329 amino acids. The record is from RefSeq and is a predicted model, not a curated record. The transcript is spliced from 2 exons.